AACAAUGUUCAACUCUACACCCAGGCUGCUACUUUGCUGUAUUUUGUUUUCAUGCACACCUACAGACAAAACUCCUUCUGAACAAAAACUAAACAAUUCUGAAACUCUGCUGAUAUCCUCAAUACAAGAGAGUCUUCAGAUGGUCAACAAAGCAUUACAUGAGACAGAAAAGAGGAAUCACUCUCAGCCAUCCUACACGGAGAUGUUUGCAUUGUCCAGACAAGCAGCAGCAGCAGGAAGUAAUGAAAUAAUAAAUGCAGCAGAAGUCUUUCAAACCAUUCUGCAACUUCUAAAGAAAAAGGAAAGUAGGAGGCAGAAAAGAUCAGUCUCGGCUUCAGAGUUCCUUUCCCUGGAGGAAGUAAAGCUGAUAGCAAACCUGUCUGGGUGUCCUUCACCCCUACAGCCAGCCAGCUGUCCCAUAGGAGGAGAUUCUGAGAAAUACCGCACCAUCUCUGGAGUGUGCAAUAACAGAAAUAAACCUCUUUGGGGAGCAGCCAGCACGGUCUUGGCCAGAUGGCUCCCAGCAGAGUAUGAGGAUGGAGAAAGCCAACCAAAAGGCUGGAACAUUGGGCACCAGUACAGAGGCUUCCAUCUUCCCCCUGUUCGGGAAGUCAGCAACAAAAUUAUGCAAAUCUCCAGCGAGUGCUGCUUAGAAGAUGAGGCGUAUUCCCAGAUGCUGGUGGACUGGGGUCAGUAUAUAGACCAUGACAUCUCCUUCACUCCUCAAAGCACAAGCAAAGCAGCAUUUUUGGAGGGAGUCAACUGCCUACACAUGUGUGGAAAUUCCAAUCCUUGCUUUCCAAUUCAGAUUCCUCUGCAUGAUGAACUAUUUGGAAGUAAGAGCUGUCUCCCAUUUUUCCGCUCCGCACCAGCCUGCCUAAAUGGCCCGACACACACUCUACACCCACAACAGCUGCUGCAGAGACAGCAGAUGAAUUCAAUCACUUCCUUCCUCGAUGCUUCUACUGUCUAUGGACACUCUAUUGAAUUACAGAAAAUGCUCAGGAACUUCUCAAGCUCUGAGGGCUUGCUCACAGUUAACAGUGAGCACACUGAUACAGCAGGUCGUGCUUACCUGCCGUUUGUCAAUAAGCCCACGUCUGCAUGCUUUCAAGAGCCAGGUACAGGCCUGAGAAAACGCCUGGAGUGUUUUCUUGCUGGAGAUAGCAGGGUGAAUGAGAUUCUGCCUCUGAUUGCUCUUCACACAGUUUGGGUGAGAGAGCACAAUCGCAUUGCCACACAACUGAAAGAACUGAACACCCACUGGAGCGCCAACACGAUCUAUCAAGAGAGCCGGAAAAUCGUCGGAGCUUUGCAUCAGAUCAUCACCAUGAGAGAUUAUAUUCCAAAAAUCAUAGGAGAAGAAACCUUUAAUCAAACCAUUGGACCUUAUGAUGGUUAUGAUGAUGCGAUAAAUCCUUCCAUCUCCAAUGUUUUCGCCACCGCUGCAUUCCGCUUCGGCCAUGCCACCAUCUCGACACACAUCAGAAGACUGAACGAGAGUUUCCAAGAGCAUGACACCUUUCCUUCCUUAAAACUGCAUCAAACCUUCUUCAGUCCAUGGCGAAUAAUCAAAGAAGGAGGACUGGAUCCAAUAUUACGAGGUCUCAUAAGUCAGCCAGCUGCCAGACAAAACCAACAUCAUCUGAUGAAUGAGGAGCUGAAGGAGAAACUCAUGGUGCUCACUAUUCCAGAGGCACUUGAUCUGGCAGCUUUAAACCUCCAAAGAGGACGAGAUCACGGCCUGCCAGGUUACAAUGACUGGAGGGUGUUUUGUGGAUAUGACAGAGUGCAAAGCAAAGCAGAUCUGAAGGAUGUGAUACAUGACAGGGCUUUGGUGGAAAAGAUAAUGGAUCUUUAUGGGCAUCCUGAUAAUAUUGAUGUGUGGCUGGCAGGUCUGCUUGAGGAUCCAGUACCUGGCACGAGGACAGGACCUCUAUUUGCAUGCUUGAUCGGAAAACAGAUGAAGAUGCUCAGAGAAGGUGACAGAUUCUGGUGGGAAAAGCCAGGUGUAUUUUCCCAGCAGCAAAGACAAGAGCUACAGAGACAUUCACUGUCUCGAGUAUUAUGUGACAACAGUGGGCUGACAGAGGUUCCCAUUGAUCCCUUCAGUGCAGGAAAGUACCCUGAACACUUUCGCUCAUGCACCAUCAUACCUUCAAUGGACCUGGAUGUAUGGAAGGAGAACCCAGAAAAAUGUAGUACAUGUUAACUGAGAAAUUACAGCACUAUAACUAUAUAAAGUAUCCUCUCUAUACUAGAUGGCUGAAUGUAGCUACCUGGUGGGGUUAAAUUUGAAAAUAAAUCUAAGGACAAUGACUCAAUUAGAAAGUAGGUUAAUUGAUCUAUUGAUGCUGUAGAUACAGCUAAAAUGGUACUUUAAUGUAAUACAACUAUGGUCAACUAUGUUUAUUGUAUAUCUGAAUCUAGUAAUAUAAAUUUGGUUGAUUAAAAAAUGAUUGUGUGGUGAUUAAACCUUUCUUACUUUCUAAACCUGGCCUUAGUGAAUGGCAUUACUUUCUCAGCUAUGACUCUGUUAUGCGUUUUAAGUUUACUCAAUGCAUAAAUGCCAAAAAUAAGCAAAACAAUGUAUUUUGAGGUAAGUUUGUGAUUAAACACAUGCAGUUUAUACAUUGAUAAACUGGGUGUUUAUGGAAUUUCCCGAAUUACUUUGCAUCAGUGUGAGAGAAUUAAGGAAGAAGGCACAACAUUCCUUUUCCCCUCCAGGCUGAAAGUGGGAAUAGCAUUUAUUUCCAAAUGAUAUGAAUAGAGCAUAUGAUUGGUCUGGGCAGUUUUUGCUCGGUUGUCAUGUUUUCACUGAUUUUACCUCAAUAUUCACAGUUUAAAUCAAGCAAAUUCUAUCAUGUUCUCCUCUCUAUUUCUCAGCCUCUCUUUCAUAGUUCUUUAGGACAGGCUGGGAAAUUAUUAUUCUGAAUAAAUAAAUACUUUUGAAAUAACCCACUGAGAGAAUAAAGUUUUAAAUCAUAAAAAUGGCAUCAGUUUUAUAGACACUUAUUGGCACAGUCAUGCAAAUAUUUAUGUUCUGUACCUACUUUGUGUGGCUGUAUUACUUGAUUCUGCAACAACUAUCGAAAUAGAGUUUUCUGAUAGAUCUCUAACAGCAAUGAUAAAAUAAUAUAUGUAACUGCAAUUGUUUGGCUCUUUCUUGAUAUUUGUGAGUCUUUAUAUUCUUGACAAUGGAAAGACUCUUGUGAUACGUAUUGUACCUUACUAAAUUACAUCAAACAAUUUAUGGGUAUAGUCUCUUGAUAUCAACUAAUGCUACAAAGAGAAGAGAAGAGAAGAGAAGAGAAGAGAAGAGAAGAGAAGAGAAGAGAAGAGAAGAGAAGAGAAGAGAAGAUACAGUAUACCUUUAUUUG
Tachysurus fulvidraco (yellow catfish) is the source of this 3380-nucleotide messenger RNA. RefSeq names its product thyroid peroxidase (gene tpo). Bases 5 to 2212 code for a protein of 735 amino acids. Gene Ontology annotation, biological process: response to oxidative stress; thyroid hormone generation. NCBI's taxonomy places the organism in Eukaryota, Metazoa, Chordata, Actinopteri, Siluriformes, Bagridae. The record is from RefSeq and is a predicted model, not a curated record. Gene Ontology annotation, cellular component: membrane. Gene Ontology annotation, molecular function: iodide peroxidase activity; heme binding. The transcript is spliced from 11 exons.